AUGAAAAGCUAUAAGCUUGUGUACGAACCUGAGCAUGGGGAGAAAAGGUUUCUGUUUACAAAUGUGGAUGUGAAGGAGCUUUCUGAGCCUGUGACGAUUUCCAGGGAAAGGCCUUUGAGAGAAGAGGUUGUGUUCAACACAAAGAAGAAGAGUGAGCAGGUUGAGUAUGAGGAUGAAGAAUACAGGAAGCUCAAGGAGAAGGAAGGGUGCUUACUAAUUCUUGAGGAUGCAGAAAACAGAGUCUAUUCUGGGAAGAUGCAGGACUUGGGUGCAAGUAGCUCAUGUUACUUUGUAUUUAUCAAUACUGGGACCUAUUUGAAAGUUGUACCUAUCCGGAAGUGGUACCGCUUUAGCCAGAAAUCUCAGCUAGACAUUAUCCAAGAAUAUAAUAUGGAGGGUGUUGGAGAAGAGAAUGGUGGAGGAGAAGGAGAUAAGACAUCAUCCGAGGAAAGAGAAGAGAUUGACUUUGAUGAUGACUUUGAUGAUGAUGAUGGAGAGGAGACAAAUGUGUUUGUUGUUCGUGAGAAGAGGCUUAACAGUGCAGGAAGACGAAUGAGAAACAUCAUGGAGAACUAUGAAGAGAAGGAAGAGAGCGAUAUUUCUGAAGAAAUGGAAGAGAAGGAUAUGAAAGAUGUUGGAAAGGUGGAGAAGGUUCUUACAAAGGAUGUACUCAGAGGGAUGUUUAGAGGAGGGAGGAUCGCCUUAAGGGAUCUUCUUCGAGGGGUGAAGACACGAUUUGGGCUUAAUGACGAGGAGAAAGAGCUUGUAAAGGAGUUUAUUGGAGAAAACUGCACGUUCGACACCGACGAGAGAAAUAAAGAAAAGUAUCUUGUUCUGAAAAAAUAG
Encephalitozoon romaleae SJ-2008 is the source of this 846-nucleotide messenger RNA. RefSeq lists its product as hypothetical. Bases 1 to 846 code for a protein of 281 amino acids. Gene Ontology annotation, biological process: transcription initiation at RNA polymerase II promoter. Lineage: Eukaryota; Fungi; Microsporidia; Unikaryonidae. The transcript has a single exon. The record is from RefSeq and is a predicted model, not a curated record.